This is a messenger RNA of Acytostelium subglobosum LB1, 948 nucleotides long. RefSeq lists its product as hypothetical. Gene Ontology annotation, cellular component: ESCRT I complex. The record is from RefSeq and is a predicted model, not a curated record. Bases 1 to 948 code for a protein of 315 amino acids. Gene Ontology annotation, biological process: protein targeting to membrane; ubiquitin-dependent protein catabolic process via the multivesicular body sorting pathway; protein targeting to vacuole. The transcript has 3 exons. Lineage: Eukaryota; Evosea; Eumycetozoa; Acytosteliales; Acytosteliaceae.
AUGUCCAAUCCACUACUUGCACUAAAGCUUAAACAGAUAGAGACACUAAAGAGCAAAUGUCCAACUAUAAAAGAGAUAACUAAAGACUCAACAUAUAAGAUACCUCUACUCAAUGGUGCUCACCUUAUAAUAUCAUUGCCAAUGAACUUCCCUUCAGUGCCACCAGCAUACUUCUUGGAAUCACAUGAUGGACAAACACUGGCGACUAAACCACCGGCAUGGGGACAGAUGACAUCAUUGGCAAAGAUCACAAUGGAGUACUUGGACUUUUAUAGCAAGCAUCCACCUCAGUUCUUACAGCAGCAACAACAGCAACAAAAUAACUACUCGCCUCCACCCAGCUACUACUCCUCAGCGUCGCCACAGCAGCCGCUGGGACAGUCUGGCGGCGCAGGCCAGCCACCUCCACCAUACACCGCCUCCAAGGACCAGAAGAAUGUACAGAAACCAAUCAUCCCAUCACUGCCCACGCGCUUCCCCGAGCUCGAGUCAAAGACCAAGGAGGAGCUGCUCGAACUGCUAAAGUCAGAUGAGCUCGAGGUGUUCCUCUUCUCAAUCGACGAGGUCAGCGCAAUGUCGGCGCAAAAGGAACGUCUGCAAGCAGACAAUGAGAAGUUGUCGGCGCCAAUCGAGCAGAAGCAACGCAGUCUGGAAGAGCUCAAGGUGCAACUGGCCGAGCAGCAGGCACUGUACAAAGAACUCAAGCUGCAGAGCGAGGAGAAGCAAAAGAAGAAGGAGGCGAUACAGCGUGCCUUCUCGGCGGCCGUGCUUGUCGAGCGGUUGACCGAGGCGGCGUCCAUCUCAGAGGCCGAGUCAGACUCGAUCGCCAACGAGUUCCUCGAGGGCAACAUCGAUUUGAAAGAGUUCAAGAAGCAGUUCAAGGAUAAGAGGAACAUCUACCAUUCGCGACUAGCCAAGAAAGAGAGCAUUGCAAAGGAUAUCAAGUAG